Molecule: messenger RNA, 918 nt
Organism: Strongylus vulgaris
Lineage: Eukaryota; Metazoa; Nematoda; Chromadorea; Rhabditida; Strongylidae
Source: the annotation of a GenBank genome assembly
AUGGUGAAAGCUUGGCAGGCCCUGGCAAAGCUGUCAAGUUUGGGAAUAUAUUUUAUUGCCUGUACAGCAUGUAAUAGGAAAAUAGGCACACUGGAUCACAUCUUUGGCGUCGGAUAUCAUCAAGACCAAUUGUCUCAUGCUACGCCAGGCCGUCCCAACGCCGAUCUCCAUGCUCUUUUCGAAGCUGCAAGGCACAUCAACUACUAUGUUAUCACCUUGCAGGUUACAAAGUUAAGGAAGACGGAUGUGAAACAGCUGAGCGUUGGAGGCGGUACAUCCACCUGCUGUCCAUCUUAUUCGCAUGAAAUCCUAUCACCUCUCUUGGCUAUCCGUCGACUCCGUCCUCUGCAUCAGAAAACCAUCGCUAACGUCAACUGCUAUUCUUCAACAUCAACAGCUGAUGACUCGAAACUUGAUGCAUUCUAUGAGAAUUUGGAGGAAAUCAUCCGCAAAGGGAAGAACUUCUACGAUUUUAUCGUGGGGAUUUCAAUGCGAAAAUCGAUGUCAGAAGAAAGGGAGGUGAUCGGAAGGAUCCCCGACCCGUGGAGAACCUCCCAAACAAUCCUUCUUCAUAAGAAGGGCGAUAUAGAGGAUCCUCGGAACUACCGAUCAAUAUGCCUGACAAUGGAUGAAGCCCAAUCUGUAGAACAAGCUGGAUUUUGCAAGGGAAUCAGCCGCAGACUCACAUCCAAACCGUUUCGAGGAAGGAUUAUAGGUUUGCCGAGAGUAUCGCCUACCUCUCGUCCUUACCUCGUCGACUAUGAGAAAGCGUUUGACAGCGUCGAGACUAAUGCCAUACUGCCAACGCUCGUCGACCAAAGGAUUUACCCAUGUUACGUGGAGACAAUGGCCGACUUCUACAAGAACUUCUCUACAACGGCACAGCUUUUCUAUGGCCCCCUUAACAUUCCAAUUUGA